AAUCAUUCAGUUAUAUCCAAUUUUAUCAUUUACCAUUUGUAAUAUGGCGUGUGAAGUUUGAAAUUUGUGUUAAAAAAAAUAUGUGAACAUUUUCGUCCUUAACUGUAGCUAGUCCAAUUGGAAACGUACAAAGAGGAAAAGUAUAAGGGACAGGGAGUGAUAAUUGAAGAUAAUAUGUUGAACCAGACGAGCACGGAAGCCGCGUUCUCGGCCACAUACGUGGAUAACUACUUAGAUUGUGUGGAAAACCUCCCCAACGACCUGCAAAGAUUGAUAUCCAGGAUGCGAGAACUGGACGUUAACUUCAUAGCGCACGUUCGAUUUGCCCAAUUUCAGAAGGACUUGCUGGAUAGUACAGGGCUUGAAAACAAUGCUCGCGUUUCUAGGGCCUACUUCAAGAUGCAGCAAGCUCUGAUCGCUGCCCAGGAGAUUGGAGAUGAGAAGAUGAGCCUUGUGCAGACCAUCCACGGCACCAUUGAGUCCAAAAUGAGAAUGCUAGAACAGAAUCACAGAAGUUUAGAUAUUGGAAAAGAUGAUAAUUCAGUGAGUGAAAGCAAAGAACCACAAACGACCAUAAACAAUGCGACGACAACGCCUGUCGUCCCUUCUAGCGAAAGGACAACGAAAAGAUCGCGACGUUCAAGGCACGACACCUUCACCGGUUUGGACUCAAAUCAAAGCGAUAAUGCAGUCGCGGAACACGUACUCCGAAGCCAGGUGUCGACAUCGAACGCCGCGAAUACCAGCACCAGCAAUAAGAAGACCAACAACAAAGCUGGUAGCAAAAAGGGUAAAAAGAAGACAAAGUCAAAUCAAGUGCAACGUGAAGAGACGCCUCCAAGGGAGGAGGAGACGACAAUAGAUCCUGACGAGCCUACCUACUGUUUGUGCGACCAAAUUUCCUAUGGCGAGAUGAUCAUGUGCGAUAAUGACCUGUGUCCAAUUGAAUGGUUCCAUUUUUCAUGUGUUACUCUUACAACUAAGCCAAAGGGACGUUGGUAUUGCCCAAAGUGUCGGGGUGAUAGGCCCAAUGUGAUGAAAGCAAAAUCGCUUUUCCUCAAGGAGUUAGAAAGAUAUAACAAAGAGAAGGAGGAAAAAACAUAAUAAAGAUAACUUAACCAUUCGUCGUCGCAAGUGAUGUUGGUGGAUUUCCAGUUGAUUGCUAUCGUGUUUGAAGUUUUAAAAUGACGGAUGGACGUUUUCCAGGACCAAUAAAAUUCAUUGUCGCAUCACUUUAAAAGUCAGCAACAUCCUAUAAGAAACUUGGUUGGACUGUUUCGAAGAGGACGUUAUCUAAAGUCGUGGUAACGUUUCAGGGCAAUCAAAAUAUCUUGAGGCGGCUCCUAUUAAUAUUAAAUAUAUUUACAUCAAUUCGAAGUAGCUGUAAUGCGUUUACUUCUGAUUGUGUGAACAACAUAAACAUAUUAAUUUAAAAUAAUAGCGACCUUUUUAAAGUUGUGAAACUGUUUAAUAAGAUUUUAAUUAAUGUCCAAGUGAACGACCAUACUUGGCAUUUCCUAGAAGAUAUAUUUUUUCAAAAUGAGUAAUUGUGACUACAGAGUUUUGAUAUAGUCAAUUUAUUUGUUUUUCGUGUAAUGAUACCCAGGUCUGUCCAAAUGAGGACCUUUUAAAAUUUAUAAUAAAAAUAUUGUUCGAAAAUCACA
Molecule: messenger RNA, 1664 nt
Organism: Nicrophorus vespilloides
Lineage: Eukaryota; Metazoa; Arthropoda; Insecta; Coleoptera; Silphidae
Product: inhibitor of growth protein 1
Exons: 5
Coding region: 175-1104 (309 amino acids)
Biological process (GO): positive regulation of DNA-templated transcription
Cellular component (GO): nucleus
Source: RefSeq, a predicted model, not a curated record